Molecule: messenger RNA, 1460 nt
Organism: Rosa rugosa (rugosa rose)
Lineage: Eukaryota; Viridiplantae; Streptophyta; Magnoliopsida; Rosales; Rosaceae
Product: 1-aminocyclopropane-1-carboxylate oxidase homolog 1-like
Exons: 3
Coding region: 121-1230 (369 amino acids)
Source: RefSeq, a predicted model, not a curated record
GUUUACUUGCCGUAUAUCGUUUAGUGUUUACUUGCCGUCCUCAAACACUUUUGGUAUUAAUCUUAUUUGUCCAGUCUAAGCUUUAAGCUUUACCAUAGCUUUACCAUAGCACAGACCAAGAUGGUAGCUACCAACAGAAAUGAGGUUCCAACCAACUAUGACAGAAAACAUGAACUAAAAGCUUUUGAUGAUACAAAGGAAGGUGUUAAAGGCCUUGUUGAUGCUGGCAUAACCGAGAUUCCCCGAAUCUUUUAUCAUCCACCUGAUGAAUGCUCCAUUCACAAUACCUCUGGUUCGGAAGAAGUCCGGUUUAGCAUUCCAGUCAUAGACCUCGAAGGCCUCUUCGAUCCUACUAAAAGAAAGGAAAUUGUUGCAGCAGUUGGAGAAGCAUCAGAGACUUGGGGCUUCUUUCAAAUUUCCAAUCAUGGAAUACCUUUUGAUGUGCUGGAGGAGAUUAAGGAUGGGGUACGUGGGUUUUAUGAGCAGGAUACUGAAAUGAAGAAACAGUUUUAUACUCGUGAUCACUCCAGUGGUCCAGUCGUCUACAACAGCAACUUUGAUCUGUAUAGUGGACCGGUAACUAAUUGGAGGGAUACUUUUUUGUGUAAUAUGGCUCCUACUCCUCCUAAGACAGAAGACUUGCCAGAAGUAUGCAGAGAAAUCCUUGUUGAAUACUCGAAGCAAGUAAUGAAGUUGGGGAAGCUAUUGUUUGAGUUGCUGUCUGAGGCUCUUGGGCAAAAUCCAAGUCACUUGAAUGACAUAGAUUGCAGUGAGGGGCUUCUGGUUUUAGGCCAUUACUAUCCUGCUUGUCCACAACCAGAAUUAACAAUAGGAGCAAGCAAGCAUGCAGAUAAUUCCUUCAUCACUGUCCUUCUGCAAGAUAAUAUUGGUGGUCUUCAAGUCCUUCAUCAGAACAACUGGAUUGAUGUACCCCCAGUGCCGGGGGCUCUUGUGGUUAACAUUGGAGAUCUUCUGCAGCUCAUAACAAAUGACAGAUUCAAGAGUGUCGAACACAGGGUACUGGCGAACCGUAAAGGUCCUAGGGUAUCAGUUGCAAGCUUUUUCAGCACAGGAAUGCUGCCAUCGACAAAGCUCUACGGACCAAUCAAGGAGUUAUUAUCAGAAGACAAUCCUCCAAAGUACAGGGAGACUACUGUUAGGGACUAUGUUGCCUACUUCAAUGAGAAAGGCCUUGAUGGCACCUCUGCUUUGUCUCACUUUAAGGUUUGAACCUGGAAAAGGAGCAUUGCUAAGUGCCAUACUAUCUAUAAACAUUUCUUUUGUGUAACAAUAUCCAAAAUAAACCUUUAAGGACUAAGAUGAAGUUAUUUGUCCAAUAAAUGUAAACUCUAGUUGUUAUUGUUACUUUUCUUUGUUUCUAGAAGGAUUUAACAUGUGAUGGCUGUUUAGAGAAGACUUGUUUCUGCUUCUACCACCUAUCUAUGAGAUAGUGUUGUCCA